Molecule: messenger RNA, 1765 nt
Organism: Amoebophrya sp. A120
Lineage: Eukaryota; Dinophyceae; Syndiniales; Amoebophryaceae
Source: the annotation of a GenBank genome assembly
AGUAGCACUAUGUUGAUUUCUGCGACCUGAGGUAAAAGAACAAGCCCUAGCCACUUCGAAAAACUAACACGAUGGUGCUUCUCGCCACCGAUGGAAUGGUGAGUCCUCGGAACAUAAAGGGGGAAGAGUACCUCCCUGAAGAGGUCCGUGGAAAAUACGGCGAGUUAGUGCGGCUGAACCUCCCCUACCACACUCGGGAAUACUUCAGCACAGCGCCCGGGCUGGCGAAGGACGUGAUCGCGAAAGGGAUGCCGGUCGAAAUGAUCGAUGCCGCCCGCAAUUUCCACCAAGCCAUCAAAGAAGGAAAGAAUCCCUGGGUGGUGGAUGAGGCCGAGGUCUCCACAGAUGAAGAAGAACAGAAAGUCGACAAAUCGUCCGCAAUAAAGCUACCAACUUUCGACUGGGACGAAGAGCGUGACGUUCAAAAACUGUAUGUAUUUUUUACUUUUGGCUUUCAUUCUUGUACUUGUUAGAUCUUCUUCCAUCAAUACAUCGUAAAGUAGAUACAACAGUCACUUUUUUAUUGAUCUGACCCGAUCAUGCAGUUCCCAAGUCCACCUCUACUCUCCCCAAAGGAUUGAUAUGAUGAGGUGAAGAAAAAAAUCGAACAAGUAGUACAAAAGAUGUGGGAUUGCUCGUAAAACAAGUUGCCAAGACGCGAUUCUGUUUUUCACUCGCAGGAUUUGUGGCACGAGUUUGUGGGUGUGCCGCAUGGGCGGUUGUACAAGGACGUGCACAAGCGAAACGUUCCUUUCGGCCUCUGCCACCUGUGUCCCGGGAUGACUUGCGCGUUCCUCGCGGUGUUUCCGCUGGUGUUUAUCCCGUUACUGCACAUGAUCAGUAAAAAACGCGUCCACAAGUACGACGCGUCGGUGCGGCAGUGGCAGGAGGAAUUCAACAAGCAACUGGAGCCGUACGGCUUGGGCGUGAAGACCCGAUCGCACUGCUACGUGAUCCACCACAACGAAAGCGAUGAGGUGGAGCUCACGCGACGGAUCGCGUUUGCCGUUACCCCCGCGGAAGUGCUCAAGCUGCGACGAGAAGACCACAUCACCGGAGAGAAGGUAAACAACAAGGGGUGCUGUGGAGUGAACAUGGAGGAGCUCGCCAUGAUUCCCCCCUUUGGCUUGUAGUUGCAGUCAAUCUUCAAUGCCGGGAAGUGUGGGUGGGGAUGGAUUGUCUCUGACACUAAGAUGAGGAUCAUCAAAUGAAGCCAACAACAAACAAUGCACAUCGCUCUUUCUUUCGAUGCCGCCUCAAGGACUUCACCUACAUUCUUGCUUCGUUCAUUGUCAUACUUUUACUUGUUUCGCAUUUUUCACUUUUUCAAUCGACCGCGUUUCGCUUUUUCAAACCGUUUUGCAAAAGGCCUCUCUAUAGAAUCAAUUUACAUCAGGAUAUUCGACUAUGUUCGAACUGCUCGGUCGACCUCAACAAGUCGGUAUUGUGCUUCUGGUCUCAUAAAGUCUCGCUCUAUCUCUCAGAUGUAGUCCUCCAUGCCGUGCUGUUUUCAGCUAACUUUAUUUUUGCAUGCGGUGUAGAACACUCUGGGUCUAGUAUUGAACAAAUUUUAUCGUUGUCCAUUCCACUGCAUUCAGGGUGAGUAUUAGAGAUUUGACAACCUUACAUUUUGCAACUCCUGUGCUCAUUGUGCUCAGCAUGACAAACUUGUUAAAGAUGUAUUUUUUAUAAAAUGAAUGGCAUGCGUCCUUACGCUCGGCAAAUCGAAGUCAAGAAAGGUUCCGAACAUGAAGGAACAGGAAAU